AUGAAAGUGAAUUUGGAGAAGGCCUAUGAUAGGCUUAGCUGGAGUUUUAUCAAGGAGACUUUGGAGGAUAUAGAUGACAUCAUACUAUGUGCAGAGGCAACUGUGGAACAAGCUUUUAUCAUCAACCAGGUGUUGACAAUUUUCUCUGCUGCAUCAGGGCAGAAAAUCAGUGAAAAUAAAUCAAGAGUUAUGUUUUCAAUAAAUGUGGGUGUGACUAGAGCUAAUGAGAUUGGUGAAAAGCUUGGAGUGGGGAUUACUAAUGAUUUGGGCAAGUACCUUGGGGUAAAUCUGAGUCAUAAAAGAGCCUCUAGGAAAUCUGUCAUUAAUGUAAUGGAAAGGGUGCAUAGUAGGAUGUCUUCAUGGAAUCAAUUUUCUCUCUCUUUGGCUGGAAGAAUCACAUUGGCAAAAUAUGUAUUGGAGGCCCUCCCAGCUUAUACAAUGCAGUCCACCAUCAUUCCUGUGAAUGUCUGUAAAGAGGUGGAGAAGGUGACUAGGAAGUUUAUUUGGGGCUCAAAUUCUGAUAAAAAGAAGAUUCACUUGGUUAACUGGAGCAGUGUUUGUAGAGCCAAGGAGGAAGGAGGGCUAGGAUUAAGAGACCAAAGAAUAGUGAACAAAGCCUUCUCCAUGAAAAUUGGUUAUGGAAUGUUGACUAAUAAAGAUACUUUAUUGGCUAGAAUCCUUCGAAGCAAAUAUAAGGUGAGCAGUGACCUUAUGCCUGUUCUGAAAGAAGAUAGGAAUGGAUCCAGUGUGGGAAGGCUGAUUGAUGGGGUGAUAAAACCAGUUCCAGAUGGUGAUAAAGAGUGGUUGGUGGCUGACUGUUUGAAUCAAGAGGGAAGCUGGCAAUGGUCUAAAUUUGACAAAUUUCUUGAAGAUGAGGUCAUCAGAAUCAUCGAAAAUGUUCAUCCUCCCUCUGAUGCUAAUGGUCCUGACUUGGUAAUGUGGAACCACUCCUCAACAGAUGCAGUAGAUGCAAUUCCCCUAUGGAGGAUUGUAAUCAUAUAUUCAGAGAGUGUGGUUGGACCCAACAAAUUUGGAGGAUUUGCUGUAAGGGAAGAAAUGUUAGAUACCCCAACACUGGAAAGAAAUAGCUUUAUCUUUAAUGAUUCUAGGAAACAGCCUAUAGAUAUGGUUUAUCAAACUUCGAAAUUUGUUCAGGAUGUAUUGGUGGCUGACAACAUGCUGUUGAAAGCUGGUCUCCUUCCUGAAAAGAGGAAAGAGGUAAGUAGUCAUUGGAAACAUCCAUCUCCUAAUUGGAUCAAAAUCAAUUCGGAUGGAGAAUGUCGUAACAAAGGAGUUUCAACUAGUUGUGGGGGUGUAAUUAGAAACUAUGCUGGGAAAUGGAUUGCUGGAUUCUCAAAAAGGAUUGGUUGUGGGAAUGUGCUGUUGGCUGAGGUUUGGGGUAUGGUUAUUGGAUUGGAAUGGGCUUGGGAAAUGGGCUACCAACAGGUGAUUCUGGAGACAGAUUCCAUGGAAGCUUUGAAGAUUGCUCAGGAUGGUUGCACUGAGUUUCAUCCUUGUCAUAUGUUGAUAAUCAGAAAUAAGAAAGCUCUUGAGAGGAACUGGAAGGUGGAAUAUCCUACACUCACAGAGAAGGGAAUAAAGUUGCCGAUUGGAUGGCUGGUCAUGCUUCUGAAUUGGACUGGAACGUAG
This is a messenger RNA of Gastrolobium bilobum, 1650 nucleotides long. RefSeq lists its product as uncharacterized. NCBI's taxonomy places the organism in Eukaryota, Viridiplantae, Streptophyta, Magnoliopsida, Fabales, Fabaceae. The record is from RefSeq and is a predicted model, not a curated record. The transcript is spliced from 5 exons. Gene Ontology annotation, molecular function: RNA-DNA hybrid ribonuclease activity; nucleic acid binding. The coding region runs from base 1 to 1650 and encodes 549 amino acids.